Prorocentrum cordatum is the source of this 6009-nucleotide messenger RNA. Lineage: Eukaryota; Dinophyceae; Prorocentrales; Prorocentraceae. The record is from the annotation of a GenBank genome assembly.
AUGUGCUGUUCGGCAGCGUGGCCACUGGUGUUGGUCGCGGCUUUGGGCGUGGGGGCGCCGCGGGCAAAAGGCACGGCUGCCGCGCGCCUCUCGCUCGCAAUCUCGGAGAAGGGGUACCUGGCAUCGAUCAUCGUGGACGGGCAGUGGAGCCAGAGCCGCAAGUUCGAGUGUGGCAUGGCGUCUCGGGUGCGCUGUGAGCCGCUGGUCGACAUCAACGGCGGUGAGCUGUCGGCCUUGUUAGCGGUGCUGAGGUUCGCGCUCCCGCCAGUCACCGCGGUCGUGGACAGCAACUUGUUGUACUUCGGGCUCGCCCAGUUGGGUGAGGAGCGCACGACCUCUCACGGCUAUGCGUGGACCCACUUCUGGAAGAAGGUUUGGAGGCCGCUGGGGGAGUUCGGCGGGCUGUGUGCGGAGGGCCUCACAGUGGGGAGGAGCGCGGCCGCGCACGGCAGGCUGGGGUCUCGUGAUCGGCAGCGGCUCCUCCACUCGCAGAAGACCGCAGAGGGCGUUGCGAUGUGGUUGGCGGCGGUCGGCUCGGCGCUUGGCGGCCUCGGCGCGACCCAUCGUCACGGCUGCGCAGGCGAGUACCCUGGCAGCAUCGACACGGCCGUCCUCGCCGCCAGUGCCGCUCUCAAGGAGAAGGGCCUGCUGCAGCACUGCGUGGUCAAGCUGCUGCCGAUGAAGGAGAGCGAACUGCAGCGAGAGGUGCCGCGGCUGGCCUGCCUGCUCUGCGGGGCCACGGGGGCGGCAAGGGCGUCUUCCUUCGCUGCACCAUGCGGUGCGCCCAGUGAAGCGGGCAAGGUUGCGCCGGCCAGGCUCGAGAAGCGGUCCUCGCCCGGCGCGGUCCAGAUCGCCGUUGGCCCGAGGAGAUGCUCGACUGGCGCCCGCUUGCAGGCGCCCCCCGCUGCGUUUUCGACGGCACCUUGCCGAGCGACCACGCGCCAGUAUUAUGCUCGCUGCGUCGCCCAGAAGUUAGAUGCGGAGGGGCUGCGGGUCAGCCAGUCGCCGUUCUUCGAGAAGUGGCUCGAGGAGAUCCUGGGGCCCGGGACUGACCCGGGCAAAAUCAGUUGGCGUUUAGCAUGGUUCGUGGAGUUCGCCAUGGGCAAACUCGCCUGGUCUAGCGAGCGGUGGCUGCGCAUCAGGUGCUUCAAAGAUAUUGCAGCGCAGACUCGCGGGGGCGGGUGGAUCGGGGCGGGCCCCACCAGCAUACCGCGGCGCGCCUCGGGCGUCGGGCCCGAAGAUGCCGCCGCCUGCGCUUUCGCAGCGGGCUCUGCCACAGGCUUCGCCGCGGCGGCCGCGGUCGGGCUUCGCGGCGCCAUUGCCGGCCUCGAGGUGGACGACGACGACGACUCCCAGCAGCUCGCGACAGCCGUUCCUGGCGAGCGCUUGCUGGCUUGCUUCGGGGUUUGUAGACAGGCGGCGCGGCUGCUCUCAUGGCGCUUCGGCGACGAGCUCUUUGAGACCGGUUUCGAGCUGCGCGAGGAGGCGGAGCCCGCGGGCGACCGCGGGCUCGCGGCCCGCCAGAUCCGCAUGGCGGAUCUCUGCCACCUCGUCGACCACGUCAGUGCGCGCAGGGAGCUGCUCGGCUGCGUGCGUUUCGAGCGCCACUUCGCGGGGGGCGGGGGGGGCGUCGUCGACGCCCGGAUCGCGUCCGAGCUCCGCGCGGCGCAGGGCCUCCUCGCGCACGCGGUCAGCGAGCUCGGGGGGGGCGUCGCCCCUGUCGCGCUCGGCGUCAACUCGAGCGCGCACGGGCGCGCGCUCCCCGCCGCCGAGGCCCGGGACCUGCCCCCGGUCGCGCCGAGCGCUGGCCCCGCGGUCGCCGUCGGCGCCCUGAUGUCGGAUGGGCGCUGCUCCAGUUCAAAGGCCAACCACUCGCGGGUGCUGUUGUCGCUCGAGGACCGCGCGUCGAAGGUGCAGGCGACGGGCCUCGGGCGGGCGCGCCGCUUGCAGCUGCUUGCGUUGGCGCGCGAGGCGGCGGCGUGGCGGGCGGGGGCCAACGCCCGGCGCAACCCCGGCGACCGCGGGCCGCGGCUGUCUCGCCCGAAGCCAGGCCAGGCCCGCCGAGGGCGGGCCGCCGAGGCGAUUGCCGAAGGGCGGUUCCGACAGGGAAUAAUCGAGGGCGGCGAGUCGGAGCGGGGCGACCUCUCCGUCGCGGCGCCGCUUUUCGGCCCGCGGCUGCCGCCCGGGCUCGAGUCUAGGAGGCGCUACUUCCUGGAGGCGAUCUCCGGGCCAGGGUGCGAGACCCGCCAAGUCCACCAGCGCGCGCGCCGAGCGGCCUGGAAGGAGCCGACUGGCAUGCGCCGCGACGUGCCAGACUUCGCGGUUGCCAUACGACGUGUCCAGUUGCAGGAGUGCUGGGAGGUGGCGCCCUCGCGGGAGAACGAGAUUUGCGUUGCCGUCGGCGAACAGGCAGCCAACGGCCACGGCCAGCCAACGGCGGGCCCGAGCCUCGCGCGGCGAGCCGCGCCCAGAUGGGGGGAUUCGACGCGGGCCCGGGGCGGCCCCGAGCUCCGCGAGGGGCUGGCCAUCAUUGAGCACUGCAGAGACCCGCCGUGCAUCGAUCAGGUUUUCUCAGCAGCGGACUGCUUCCUCAACGUGGCCGUCGGCGACGAGAGGAUGAUCCGCGCGGUGGCCUCGGCCCGCGCGUGCCUCAGCCUGGAUUGCUACCCGCGGCCGCCCCGGGGUCUCCGGCCAGCGUGGGCCGCGGCCAGCCGGCCGCGGAAAAGGCUCCGCCGCGCAAGGCCGGGCGCUGACCGCCCCGCGCGGCGGCCCGCCCACCAGGAACCUCGGCAUUCGAUUCGUCACGGUCUUCGCUGCGCCGGGCUUAGCCACGACCGGGUGGCGCACACGGCGGCGCCGGAGGCAAUGCAGCUCAGGGACUGGUGGGCCUCGCUCGAGCUGCGCGUAGCGGGCGCCGAAUGGCGCGCGUCGUUCGUCAAGUUGGCGGUCCAGAGGUCGGUGCUCAAGGUGGCGCGCCAGCCGGCGCGGUGGGACGAUGCCCUGCAGCAGCUGCACCGGCUGGAGGCGCAAGGCACGAUGUCCAGGCACGACAUCCCGAUGGAGUUCUAUGGCUCCGUGCUGGACCUCCUCUUCAGCGGGGGGCGGUGGCGAGAGGGCCUCCACCUGAUGACCCCCCUCGGCAGAGGCGCCCACCCCAGCAAGGCGCGCGCCGCCACGGAGGCCGCGGAGCUCGCCCCCCGGGAGCGGCGCUACGCCAUGGCGGCCUCCGCCCACAGCGUCAGGGCUUGCAGCUCGGGCGGGCGGUGGCGGCUGGCCGCGGAGCUCGCCGCCCUCGGCGAGCAGCGGCGGCGGCUGCCGCGGGCUGUGGCGCACGAGCUCGCGCUGCAGUGCGCCUGCAAGGGGCUCGCGUGGCGCAGCGGGCUGCUGCUGCUCGACCGGGGCGCCCUCGCCCCGCUCAUGGUCCCGGGCGCCCGCGGCCGCGCCGCGGCCGCCUGCUCCAGCGUGGGCCGAUGGGGCCACGCCCUGGCCCUGGUGAAGAGCAGCCUCCCGCACGAGAGCGACGCGGACGGCGAGCACGCUCGCGCCGGCCCCGCUGGCGGAGCUGCGGCCACCGGGCCCGCCCCCGGCACAGGCCUGGCGGGGCUGACCACUGCGCUCGAGAGGGGCACCCUGUGGGCCUCGGCGUUGGGCGCGCUGCACGCGGCCGGGCUGGGCGGGCUGAGGCGCACGAUCGCCACGUACGGCGCCAUGGCGCGCGCUCACGCCCGCGCGCGCACGUGGCUGUGCGCGCUGCAGGUCUUCCGCGGUGCCAGGGGGCUGCGCCUGCGCGUCGACAGCAGCAUCGUGAGCUUCGCGAUGUACGCGGGCUGCAGGAGCCGCGAUGGUGGCUGGAAGUCCGCGGUGGAGCUUUUCGAGCAGAUGCGGCGGAGCGGGCUCCCUGCCGAGUCCGCAGACCUCGACCUGGCGAUCAGCGGCUUCGGGACCGCCGCGCAGUGGCCCGGCGCGGUCGCCCUCCUCGCCGACCGGAGCCGUGACGCACCGCGGGCCUUGGUCCCCGCAGCCUCGCGUGCGGCGGGUGGUCGCCGCGUGCGAGCGCGGAAACGCGUGGCGGCUGGCGAUGUUGGAGAGGGCGCGGCUCCAGCGGUUUGGCCCACGGCCGCCCAGGCAGCGCGCCCCUGCGCCCGCGGCGCCGGGCAGCGAGGGCCAGUGGCGCUGGGCGCUGGGGCUCCUCGACGACAUGGGCCAGCGAGGCGUGGAGGGCGGCGUGGACGUCUACGACGCCGUGUCGUCGGUGUGCCACGACGGCGGCAGGUGGCCCGCCGCGCUGGCGCUGGCGUGCGCGGAGGAACAAGCAGGCAAAGCAUGGAUAAGUUCUACAGGACAGGCAGUACAAGUGACCCGUUGGCGGGCGACGCCUUCCCGGGCGGCGAGGAGCUCGCGCGCAGCCUCGGCAGCCAGAGCAGGUGGGCGCAGCCCGCUGACAAGCAGGCGCGCGACAAGGUGUGCGACACCCGCUGGUACACCAAGCGCAUGCAGGCGCACGCGCGAGCGAGGCAGUGGAUGCCAGCGUUGCGGCUGCUCGAUGAGAUGAAGGCCAAAGGCAUCCCGCCUGACGUCAUCACCUACAGCACCCUCAUCAGCGCGUGCGAGAAGGGCAAGCAGACGGGACGCGCGCUGGAGCUCUUCGAGCAGAUGCAGACGGAGGGCAUCGUGCCGGACGUCAUCACGUACAACACGGCGAUCUCGGCAUGCGAGAAGGGCCGGCAGUCGACCAGGGCUUGGCAGCUAUUCGAGCAGAUGCAGAAGCAGGGCCUCUCGCCGAACGUGAUCACCUACAACACCCUCAUCAGCGCCUGCGAGAAGGGGAAGCAGACAGCACAGGCGUUCUCCUUGUUCCAGCGCAUGCAGCUGGAAGGCCUCAGGCCAGACGUCAUCACGUACAACGCGCUCAUCAGCGCUUGCGAGAAGGGCAAGCGUGCGGAACAGGCGCUGGUGCUCUUCGAGCGGAUGAGGGGGGAGGGCGUGACGCCCAGCGUGGUCACCUACAGCGCCCUGAUCAGCGCGUGCGAGAAAGGCAGGCUGACGAACCGCGCACUGGCGCUGUGGGACGAGAUGAAGGAGCAGGGGCUGGCCCCGAACGUGAUCACCUACAGCGCCCUGAUAAGCGCGUGCGAGAAGGGGAAGCAGGUGGACAAGGCCCUCGAGGUCUUCCACGAGAUGAGGCUUCGGGGCGUGGCCCCGGACAUCGUGACCUACAACGCGCUCAUCUCCGCCUGCGAGAAGUGCUGUUGCCUCAAGCAGGCGCUGGAGGUCUUCGAUGAGAUGAAGGCGCGGCGGGUCACGCCGAACGUCAUCACGUACAGCGCCCUCAUCAGUGCUUGCGAGAACAGCAAGCAGCUCGAGAAGGCGUUCGCCCUCUUCGAGGAGAUGAUGCAGCAGGGCGUCGUCCCCGACGUGAUCACAUAUAACGCCCUCAUCAGCGCCUGCGAGAAGGCCAAGGAGCUCACUCCCGCGCUUGAGCUUUUCACGUCGAUGCAGGGUCGGGGCAUCACUCCGAAUGUGAUCACGUACACCGCCCUCGUCAGCGCGUGCAUGCGGGCGCAGGCCCCCGAGAAGGCCAUGGAGCUGUGCCUGGCGAUGCGGAAGCAGGGGUUGAAGCCGGACUUCGUCACCUACACCGCGCUCGUCUGGGCCGCCCCGGAAUCCGACCAGCCCGAGCAGGCCAGGCGGCUGUUGCGCUCCACCAGGGACCUGGGCCUGCCCGCCGACCCCACGGCCUACGCGGCCGUCAUCAGCACCUGCCAGAAGGGCCAGCAGUCCCAGUUUGCCACGGAUUUGUUCGAGGAGAUGCAGCGGGAGGGUCUGACGCCGGACGUUUGCACAUACAACGCCCUCAUCGGCGUCUGGUGGGGUGGAGAGGGGAGGGAGAUCCCGCGCGCGCUGCUGGACAGGGCGCGGCGGGGGAGGGAGAAGUGCCAGCAGUUGCCGAGGGCGUUGGAGUUGUUCGACGAGAUGAAGCGGAAGGGCCUCAGCCCGGAGGGGCGGUGA